AUGUGCAUUGAUUACCGGAAGCUUAAUGAAGCCACCAAAAAGGAUCACUUCCCUUUGCCUUUCAUUGACCACAUGUUGGAAAGAUUGGCUGGAAAGCAAUAUUUUUGCUUCCUAGACGGAUACAGUGGAUACUUCCAAAUAUAUGUGGAUCCUGAAGAUCAGGAGAAGACAACCUUUACCUGCCCGUUCGGCACUUAUGCGUAUAGAAGAAUGCCGUGUCAGGAGAAGAAUUUAGUCCUAAACUUUGAGAAAUGCCAUUUCAUGGUACCCGAAGGAAUAGUCCUCGGUCAUGUAGUCUCUGAGAGAGGAAUUCAAGUGGAUAAAACCAAGGUGGAUGUAAUCUCUAAACUUCCCUACCCUACGAAUCAGAAGGAGGUUAGAGGGUUCCUGGGUCACGCAAGCUUUUAUAGGAGGUUCAUCAAGGAUUUUGCAAAAAUUGUCCAACCGCUUACGCAUCUCUUGCACAAUGAUGUGGAGUUUGAUUUUGAUGAAGGGUGCAAGAAGGCAUUCCAAAUGUUGAAGGAUAGACUUGUCUCCGCCCCGAUAAUCCGCGCACCAGACUGGAAUUACCCCUUUGAAGUAAUGUGCGAUGCAAGUGAUUUUUACAGUGGGAGUGGUCCUAGGGGGGAUACGGAUAAAGCUAUACCUAAUGCCUUCCCCGAGGAACAACUUUAUUAUAUAUGGAAGUCUGCUAGAUCUAUUGACUGGGAAGCAGUGUUGACAGUAACAGGUCUAGGAACAUCAGACAGGGGGAAGCGCCCGAUGAAUGCAGAGCCAUGGUUCGCUGACCUGGCUAAUUACUUAGUCACUGGAGAACUGCCAGGUUCCCACGAAAUUUCCCAGGCCCAGAAAAUGAAGCUGAAGAGUGAAGCCAAAUACUACUUCUGGGAUGAUCCCUACCUCUGGAGGAUGUGCUCAGACCAGGUUAUCCGACGAUGCAUACCAGAGUGGGAACAUAAAGAUGUCUUAAACCACUGCCAUGCCUUAGCCUGUGGGGGUCAUUUUGGGCCUAGGAAAACUGCCAGGAAGGUUUUGGAUAGUGGUUUUUAUUGGCCGACUCUGAACAAGGACUCUUUUGAGUUUUGUCAAGUCUGUGAAAGAAUCGGGGGAAUUUCUAGAAGAGAUGAGAUGCCGCAGAAUCCGAUAAUAGUUUGUGAAAUUUUCGAUGUUUGGGGCAUGGACUUUAUGGGCCCUUUCCCAUCUUCAUAUGGGAAUACAUACAUCUUGGUUGCAGUAGAUUAUGUAUCCAAAUGGAUAGAAGCAAAGGCUACGCCCACUUGCGAGUCAAAGGAGGUAGCUAAAUUUCUGCCAACCAAUAUUUUCAAUAGGUAUGGGGUGCCCAGAGCCAUCAUCUCGGACCAGGGAACGCACUUUUGUAACCGCACAAUAGAAGCUUUGAUGAGAAAAUAUGGUGUACAUCAUCGGUUAUCUACACCAUAUCAUCCCCAGUCGAAUGGUCAAGCGGAAGUCUCGAACAGAGAAAUCAAAAACAUCUUGGAAAAGAUGGUGAACACCACAAGGAAAGAUUGGAGUAAGCACCUCGACGAUGCUCUCUAG
Molecule: messenger RNA, 1557 nt
Organism: Salvia hispanica
Lineage: Eukaryota; Viridiplantae; Streptophyta; Magnoliopsida; Lamiales; Lamiaceae
Source: RefSeq, a predicted model, not a curated record